Brassica napus (rape) is the source of this 2437-nucleotide messenger RNA. RefSeq lists its product as uncharacterized. The record is from RefSeq and is a predicted model, not a curated record. The transcript has 4 exons. Bases 63 to 515 code for a protein of 150 amino acids. Lineage: Eukaryota; Viridiplantae; Streptophyta; Magnoliopsida; Brassicales; Brassicaceae.
CAGACACAUUAUAAAUAAACACAUUGAGAAGAGAUUUUAAUUGUAACACAAACUUGAAUAAGAUGAAGAAUGUUAUGGUGGUUAUUGACGAAAGCAACUCAAGUUAUGAUGUACUCGUUUGGGUCCUUCAAAAUCUUAAAGAUAUAAGUGAUAGCAAUAAACUUCUGAUAUUUGCAAAACAGCCACAAAGUUCUGUUACUCCUAUCUCACUAUCUUCAUCAGUGGCAUUUGCUCAACUUUUCUAUCCAUUUUCACCCAGUGGAGAACUCAUAAGACUAGCUCAACAAAGGAAUAUGAAGAUUGCUCUGGGUAUACUAGAGAAAGCCAAGAAGAUAUGUGGAAAUCAUGGGAUUAAAGCAGACACAUUCACUGAUGUCGGAGACCCAAAUGAGCCAAUCCACAAGAUAAUUCAAGAGCGAAAGGUCAAUUUACUAGUUACGAGCGAUCAACAAAACCAAAGUCUCAAAAAGUGUUUACACAAUACAGAUUGCUCUCUUCUUGUCGUGGAGAAGUGAAUUCGUAUAAAUUAGUGAUUCGCUAAACUUAAUAUGGUACGAACCACUAUCUUAUAUAAUUUGUAUGCAUGCGAUUAUGUAAACUAUAUGAUUGUUCUAGUUUGGGAUUAUUGAACUUUUGACUGUAUGUAUAUUAUUAAUAAAAUAUGAUGUUUUACAUUUCAUAUGUUGUUGAUGCAUGGGUGCCUUGGACCUAACCUGAAAAAUAGAAAAUCAAUGAUUAAAUUGGUUAAAAUUUUCUGAACUGAACAAAGCAAAAUGAAAAUUAAAAACAAAUGAAAUGUGUAUAAGUUAAAAAAAAAACUAACUACUGGGAAAUUAACAUUGUGUGAAUUAAUCGGUUGGGCAUUGUUGAUAACUAGUUAUAAAUUAAUUAUUAUCCUAAAUAGAUGUUGUAGAAUGUGUCAAAUAAAUUUAAUUAGGUGUUACAAGAAGUGUUAGAUUGUCUAAUACAGAACUCUGAGCCAAACCUCGAGCGCUAACUGUAAAGCUAAAAGAAUUUGAGGAAUUAACCAAUGAUAGCAUUCUGUCCCAAGAAACGCACGCUUAAGAUGGUGAAUUACAUCAGUAUGCUACUAGCACCAUACAUAAUGGCGAAAAAUGCCUAAUUUAUCUAAACAACUGCUUUUUGAUAUGGCACACUUAAGUAGGUUGAGUUUUGUGAUGGAUAUUAUUAUUAUGCACCAGCAAUCGUUUUUUAAAGAACAAGCAAAAAACACUUUCACAAACACACAAAUUUUAAUCAAAAUAGUUUUAGCUUAUAUGUUUUUUUAAUAGAAUUUACGUACUAUAUAAAACAAAGAAAUAUUGUUGAGAAUAAAAAAUCUAAGAAAAGGAACAAAGAUCCAAAUGAAGAAUACAACUUAAAUAAAUCAAAUGGUGAACUAUAACUUGGCCUUCUGGUCGACCAACCGGGAUCAAUGACAUUCUAAGAAGUGCUGGAGCUAGGAAAAACUUUUAGGUGGGUCAUUUAGCUAAAUUUGCUAAAAUUAUCUAGAUUUUUAAAGAGAAAUUAUACAAGUUUAAAAAAAAAAAUCCACCUCGGUCAAUUGACCCACUUGCCAAUACAUUGGCUCCGCCACUGAUUCUGGGUCGACUCAAAUGCUCCUCACAGUGUCUCAGUUGAAUGAAGUCAUCUCCAUUUGCUCAUUUGAUGCGCAAUCCUCCUUGGCCAUAUUGAUCUUUCAUAGCUGGCAUGUUGGUUCCAUGAAGAAUGCCAGUCAUGAUCGUAGCACUGCAGGUGCUGAGCUUACCAGUACUCAGAGCGAAACCAGGUUUCGUUGGUUUAAUGCAUCGGAUUUUGACACAGUCAUCGGGUACUUUCCCCCUUUUUUUCUUUCCUUUGUUAUAGUUUUUAUUUAUUUAAUAUAUUAUCAGUUUGCUUGUUACUUCAGUUGAAAAUUGAAAAUAGUAACAAAAGUCUUACCAUUAUCAAAAAAAAGGAAUAUAACCAAUCUCGAAUAGCAGAAUGACGAAAACGAAAUUGAACUCAAAAUGGCCCACCAAAGGCCCAAUAUACAAUUUAGCAUUGAAUGUCUCACGAUACCAUAUCUAUUUACCUUAUCUUCCAAAGCUUUUCAUCUGGUGUGUGCGCUCCUCCAUGGCUGUUCCUCUUCCACUCUCAGUCUCAACAAAUCCUCUCAUCUCCCGCCACUGUCACCGUCUCUACUCCCCUUCCACUUCAUUUAAGGGAAAUGUAAGCGUCUUAGGAGCAAACCCAUGUCACAUUCUUUCUCGGAAACUCCACCUCAAGCGUCGAUCGGGACCCCUUCUUGUGUUCAACCAAACGUCUUCUUCUUCUUCUCCUGGAUCAGAGAGGUUCCGACUGGAUAAUCUGGGACCACAACCCGGUUCGAGGAAGAGGGCGAAGAGGAAAGGUAGAGGUAUCUCUGCAGGACAGGGAGCUAGUUGUGGUUUCGGGA